AUGGCCUCUUCGAGUACCACACAACCUCAGGUUCAACAGCAGCAACCUCAGGUUCAACAGCAGCAACCUCAAGAUCAACAGCAACCUCAGGUUCAACAGCAGCAACCUCAAGAUCAACAACAACCUCAGGUUCAACAGCAGCAACCUCAAGAUCAACAGCAACCUCAGGUUCAACAGCAGCAACCUCAAGAUCAACAGCAACCUCAGAAAACUAUACAAAUUCCUUACAGUUCUAUAAUGCUGCUAUUUAAUGGCAUUGGUUUAUCCUAUUGCGGUUCACUGGUAGCACAAGCAGUGAGAUGGAUAUUCAAGAUUCUUUUCUACUCGCAACUGCUGUUGAUUUCUGUCUUGGUGAUUCUCGUCACCAGAUAUGAUCGUACCUCAGACUCUUCAACAACCCACCAUUUCCACCCUGACAAGUGGUACCCUCCACUUCUAGCAUCAACACUAUGUGCAGGAAUUCUUGGUUUUACAUGGCAUUGUAUCAUUUCAUGUUACCCGAAAAAGGCACUCAUAGCAGCAUUUUGGUUGAGUCCACUGUUAACAUUGGUAAUGGGAUUUAUGUUCAUGUCAAUCGGUACUCCAUGGAGUUUGAUACCCGGUUUAGGAUCUUUCUCAUUUGCAUUGUUCCAAUCAAUCUAUGGAUGUCGGGUCAAUAGGAGUAACAUGAUCAAAUACACCGCCAAAAUGUUUCAAGAUUUAAUACGUUUUCUUCCUGCAAAGACCAAGUGUUUGGCAUUCUUAUCCAUCACCGUCGGUACCCUUUACUGCUGUUUUCUGGUGUAUGGAAUUGGAGGCGCAAGAAGGGAUAUCGGAAACAGAACCAUACAUGCAUACAUAUACAUCUUACUGAUCAUUCUGAGCCUUGGAUGGACAAUGCAGGUUAUGAAGAAUGCAAUGCAAGUCACAAUUUCAUGGGUCCAGUAUACAGGUUUUACCAAUCAUAUAGGCACCAACAUUAGAGCUGCAUUUCGCGACACAAUCAAACACUUAAUCGGAAGUGUUUCUCUAGGCUCCAUCCUCGUCCCGGUCAUCGAACUCUUCCGAGAUUUUGCACGAUUAUUAAAUCUUUAUAUAUGUAAAGAUGAUUGUUCAUGCGCAAUGGAACUUGCAGCGCAUCUUACGACUUGGGGGAAUAUAUGGGGUUUUGUGCAAGUUGGAGCUUAUCGCAAAGGUUUUGUGCAAGCAUCUUCCGAUACUUGGGAGAUGUUCAUGAAUAGAGUUGGAUUACUGGAACUGAUAGAUUUGGAUAUCACUGGUACAUUCUGUUUCCUGAGUGGUGUUGCAGUAGGUGCAAUCUGUUGUCUUGUGUGUGGAAUUUGGAGUCUGAUAGUGUACAAAGACUAUACCAUGGAACUAUCCAUUUAUGCUUUCAUCAUUGGCUAUUUCAUUUGUCGGUUGGCAAUUGCGUGGCCACAAGCAUCUGUUUCAGCUUACUAUGUAGCCUACGCGCAGAAUCCAGAGAACUUUCCAUGUCGAUUUACUAUUGAAGAACGCUUGAACCAGCUUCGCAUAGCUUCACAAAGUCCAAGUACACCAGAGAGGGAGGCAAUUCAGGAGGAGUUUCGCAGAAUUAUACGAAAUCAACCAGAUGAAGAUAAUAGGAUAGGACACUGA
Molecule: messenger RNA, 1617 nt
Organism: Lathyrus oleraceus (garden pea)
Lineage: Eukaryota; Viridiplantae; Streptophyta; Magnoliopsida; Fabales; Fabaceae
Exons: 4
Coding region: 1-1617 (538 amino acids)
Biological process (GO): transmembrane transport
Cellular component (GO): membrane
Molecular function (GO): transmembrane transporter activity
Source: RefSeq, a predicted model, not a curated record